Molecule: messenger RNA, 1559 nt
Organism: Melanotaenia boesemani (Boeseman's rainbowfish)
Lineage: Eukaryota; Metazoa; Chordata; Actinopteri; Atheriniformes; Melanotaeniidae
Gene: tmem45a
Product: transmembrane protein 45a
Exons: 6
Coding region: 225-1058 (277 amino acids)
Source: RefSeq, a predicted model, not a curated record
AAAGGUUGUGAAACGGAUCUGGGUUGGAAGCUGCUGUUAAUCAGGUUUACAGAAGAUUGUUGAUGUUUAUUUAGUGUCGAACAACAAAGAAGACAUCCCUCUUCCUUCCAAUGGAAACAUAAUUUAUGUGAUGGGAAGAGGGAAAGACUUUGAUUUUUCUCUCUGAAUAUAGCUUCAGAAACUUUACCAUCUCCAGACACAAACACUUUUGGGCAUCGUGAGUCAUGGGCAGUUUCAAGGGCCACGCUCUCCCUGGGAGCUUCUUCCUUGUAGCUGGGAUUUGGUGGACAGUAAAGUACUCGCUCUGGCACGCCACACGCAGGAACAAGAGCAUAGGAUCCACUCGGCUGACCAGCAGGGCCUCACAGCGACGCCUAGAGAUUAUUGAAAGCUCUGUCAUACUCUUCUUCUCGUUAGUUGGGAUGCUGGCAGAGCAGUUUGCGGCAGAUGGGCCGAAGCUUCAGUUGUAUGAUUUUACGGAGAAGCACUGGAAGUAUCUGAUGAACUGGCAACAUGCCACCAUGUACCUCUUCUUUGGUCUGGGUGCAGCUGUGUCUCUGAUUAUCCACACCACAGAGGGAGCACCACUGGCACUGGAUCGGUUAAUGCUGGCUUUAGCUUUCUUCAAUGAAGGAUUUCUUUUCCUCUACCAUCUGCAUGGAAGGAGCAUGCUGGACGUCCACGUGCAUCAGCUGCUUCUCUAUGCCGUCUUCGGUGAGACCCUUGUUGCCUUUGUGGAGGUCUUCCACCGAGGUAACAUCAUCCUGGAGCUGCUGCGCUGCACCCUCACACUCCUGCAGGGAAGCUGGUUCUGGGAGAUCGGUUUUGUGCUGUACCCUCCCAGUGGCUCUGAGUGGGACCUAAAAGACCACAACAAUGUGAUGUUUGUUACCAUGUGCUUCUCCUGGCACCUUGCCUUCGCCAUGCUGCUUGUGGGCGUGCUAUAUUGCACCGUCAGCUGUGUGGUCCGCUCAAGACUGAAGAGGACCCCUCCUAUGGAAAUGGGACUUCUGAAGGCCAGAGAACGCGAUGCAGAGUCAGAGGAUGAGAUGUUAUGAGGUGGACUCUUGCAUGCUGAAUGAUUAAUAAAUAUCACAGGCAAAUCAGGGAUGUGACUCUUGCCGUUACGGCAGCAUUAUGACCAGACGCUCUUCACAGAGACAGAAUAGGGAUAUGAACACAGUUUACCUUAGAGAUAUAUCUCUACCUCUGCCUUAUUUAAUCAACUGUAAAACCCCUUUUAGCCUUACUUGCUAUUUAUUUUACAAUGUCACAAUUUACAUAUAAUCUGUCAUAUGUGGUAUAUAUGGUAUUCAUUUGCACAUGAGUGAGUUUUUAAUGGAUGACAUGCAUUUUCCCUUUUUUUUAAGAGUUUGGUGCCAUUUUGAUCUAAAAGCAGUCAUCAGUACAGUAUUCGAGUAUUACUUGAAAAUGUGUCUUUACGUACUAAUGUGGCUUUUUUUUUGUUUGUUUGUUUCAUGAUGUAAAACGUUGAGUUGCAUGUGUGAAUUAAAACCAAAAUUCCAAACCAUAAGAAGUUUAUUAAAGUUGUAUAAACA